AACCCUUCUUUAGACAGGAGCUCUGACUUGCGCAGCUGUCCCUAACAUACCAGGCGUGUCGUCAGUCCGGAGAUCUGAGAAUUAAGAGGGACUGUAGGGCCAUUCCCACACGUCAACUUUGGUUGCUAACCUACCCUUCUUCCCUAAGACUUUUCUGUAAGAUUUCUCCCAGUCUAACCAGUUCUGGGCCAGCGGCCCCCAGUAUGGCGGACCAGUACAACACCAACGAGGAGAAAAUCCUAAAGGACAGGCACACAAAGGAGAUCGACUUGAUCAACAGGGACCCUAAACAGAUCAAUGAAGAUGUUGUGAAGGUGGAUUUCGAGGAUGUGAUAGCCGAGCCGGAUGGCACUCACAGUAUGGAUGGAGUCUGGAAGGCCAGCUUCACCACCUUCACCGUCUCCAAGUACUGGUGCUACCGUGUGCUGUCAGCUGUCUUCGGCAUCCCAGUGGCUCUGCUGUGGGGCUUUUGCUUCGCCUGCAUCUCCUUCUGCCACAUUUGGGCCGUCAUGCCCUGCAUCAAGAGUUAUCUGAUCGAGACCCAAUGCCUGAGCCGAAUUUACUCUCUCUGCAUUCACACCUUCUGCGAUCCCUUGUUUGAAGCUCUCGGGAAGAUAUUCAGCAGCGUUCGGGUGGCGUUACGCAAAGAGGUUUAGUUUUUUCAGAGGUCAAUGUUUACUUGUUCUGCCCUUGGAGAAAAAAUGUUUUAUUUUCAUUUUGGUUAAGGUUGAAGUCCUCAAAACGCCCAGAAAGGACUCUGGGGAAAGAUGAAUGUAAUUUGAAAUGUAUGCUGCCCCCUAUCUAUCUGGAUGUAAAUUGCAAGAACUGGAUGCAAAUUGGAACAAACUGUUAUAAUUUAUUCAUCAGUUUAUGUAAAGGGAUUUGGGAGCAAUUCAGGAUUAGUUUAGAGAGAUUGUAUGAUUAAAGGCCUUUCUCACUUAGAAUGAAGAAUUUGUCUUAUUAUUUGAUAUCAUAAAGAGUCUCUCUUUACUUUGAACAGAUAUAAAUGGGGAUGGUGUGGUAAUGUUAAUAUCUCAGAUGUAUUCUGUGCAACUGCUAAUUAAAUAUUAUUUUAAACAAUAA
Messenger RNA from Misgurnus anguillicaudatus (oriental weatherfish), 1083 nucleotides. It is a transcript of the gene cav3, whose product is annotated as caveolin 3. Gene Ontology annotation, cellular component: caveola; focal adhesion; sarcolemma. Gene Ontology annotation, biological process: regulation of membrane potential; caveola assembly; cell differentiation. NCBI's taxonomy places the organism in Eukaryota, Metazoa, Chordata, Actinopteri, Cypriniformes, Cobitidae. Gene Ontology annotation, molecular function: molecular adaptor activity; transmembrane transporter binding. The record is from RefSeq and is a predicted model, not a curated record.